AUGAAUACUUUUUUCUCUACAGCAGAUAAAGAAGUUGAGAAGCCAAAAGAACCCAGUAAAGAGCCAGCAGAACCCGAGCCAAUGGAGAUGGAAGAGGAAGAGCCUAAAGAGGAACCUCCAAAAGAGAAGAAAGAGGAGCCAAAAGAGGAGGUGUUGACUGAAGAAGAGAAGGCAGCACAAAAAGCCAAACCUGUGGCCACCACUCCUGUCCCUGGCACGCCAUGGUGUGUUGUGUGGACUGGUGAUGAGCGGGUAUUUUAUUAUAACCCAACAACCCGCUUGUCAAUGUGGGAUCGGCCAGAUGAGUUGGUUGGAAGAGCGGAUGUGGACAAAAUUAUCCAGGAGCCGCCUCAUAAAAAGUCUGAGAAUGAGAAAAAACCCGUUAAAGAGGAGACUGAACCCCUAGAAGAUGAAUAUGAUGAUGAACCAAUUAAAGCAAAGAAGCGAAAGAAGGAUGAUCUCAAAGAUCCAGAAUCUGAGAAAGAGGCAGCUAUGGAAGCUGAGAUCAAAGCAGCCCGGGAGAGGGCCAUUGUCCCGCUGGAUUCUCGCAUGAAACAGUUCCGAGAUAUGCUACUUGAGAGAGGGGUCUCAGCAUUCUCUACAUGGGAGAAGGAACUCCACAAGAUUGUUUUUGAUCCGAGAUACCUCCUCCUGAAUCCGAAGGAAAGAAAGCAGGUUUUUGACCAGUAUGUUAAAACUAGAGCUGAAGAAGAACGUAAAGAGAAGAAAAACAAACUGCAACAAUCAAAAGAAGACUUCAAAAAGUUACUAGAAGAUGCAAAGUUAACUCCCAGAUCCACUUUCAGUGACUUUGCUGCCAAAUAUGGCAAAGACUCCAGAUUCAAAGCAAUUGAAAAGAUGAAAGAUCGGGAAAGCAUGUUUAUCGAGUUUAUUACCAGUGUGAGGAAACGAGAGAAGGAAGAUUCGAAGAGUCGGACAGAGAAGCUAAAAGGCAACUUCUUCGACAUGCUGUCUGAGCAUCACCUGGACAGUCAGUUACGUUGGAGCAAAGUGAAGGAGAAAUUUGAAAGUGACUCGCGUUACAAAGCUGUGGAUAGCUCUGGGCUAAGGGAGGAUUUCUUUAAGCAGUAUAUGGAGAAGCUAGCUAAGCACAUAGACUCUGAUAAGGAGAAGGAACUGGAGCGCCAAGCACGAAUAGAAGCAAGUUUACGAGAGAGGGAGAGAGAGGUUCAGAAAGCUCGUUCAGAGCAGACCAAGGAAAUUGAUCGGGAACGAGAACAGCACAAGAGAGAGGAAGCUAUCCAGAAUUUCAAAGCUUUACUGUCUGAUAUGGUCCGUUCUUCCGAUGUGACAUGGUCAGAUACUCGGAGGACCCUUCGCAAAGACCACCGCUGGGAGUCUGCUUCAUUACUGGAACGAGAAGAGAAGGAGAAAUUAUUUAGUGAGCACAUAGAAGCGCUUACAAAGAAGAAGAGGGAGCAUUUUAGACAGCUUCUGGAUGAAACCUCAGCGAUUACUCUUACCUCUACAUGGAAGGAAGUGAAAAAGGUCAUCAAAGAGGAUCCUCGCUGCAUCAAGUUCUCGUCUAGUGAUAGGAAAAAGCAGAGAGAGUUCGAAGAAUACAUUCGAGAUAAAUACAUCACAGCCAAAGCUGACUUUAGGACACUGUUGAAGGAGACCAAAUUUAUUACUUACAGGUCAAAAAAACUACUGCACGAGUCAGAUCAACAUCUAAAAGACAUUGAAAGGAUCCUUCAGAAUGACAAACGGUACUUGGUGUUGGAGUGUGUGCCUGAGGAGAGACGCAAGCUCAUUAUGGCCUACAUUGAUGAUCUUGAUCGGCGAGGCCCUCCCCCACCUCCCACAGCAUCAGAACCAACCAGACGCUCUGCCAAAUAACACCACAAGGUCCUCCUGAGCAUGAGCAGGCUGCCCAUCAACUGAGACUUGUGCAUGAGCCAUCUGCCAGACAUCAACGUGUGUGCAGUAUUAAUGUGUCUGCUUUGUCCAGUUUUGUAUAUAGUAUGGACACAUUUGUACCAGCUUGUCGUCAUGUUGAAGUGGAAGCUUUGACUCAUCAUUCAGUUGUGUAAAAUAAAAGUUUUAAAAAAAAAAAAAGCUGACGUAGUAUGUGUAGCAUGGUCAUUGUCCAAACAAAUGGCUGUGCCACAGCAACACUGUAAAAACUAGCAUUUAGUUACCAGUAAUUUUCCAAGUCAGUCACUGAUCUCAGAAGGGGUUUUGUUUGUAACGUUUAAGCUUUUACUUGCGUUUAAAUGUAAGUUUCCAAAGUGACUUUAUUAACUAAGGUGUUGGAAAUGUUGCCUAGUUGAAAUGUUUACUGCAAUAAACCAUCUUUUUUUUCUAAAA
This is a messenger RNA of Rhincodon typus (whale shark), 2331 nucleotides long. Its product is annotated as transcription elongation regulator 1. The record is from RefSeq and is a predicted model, not a curated record. Bases 1 to 1860 code for a protein of 619 amino acids. Gene Ontology annotation, cellular component: nucleus. The transcript has 14 exons. Lineage: Eukaryota; Metazoa; Chordata; Chondrichthyes; Orectolobiformes; Rhincodontidae. Gene Ontology annotation, molecular function: transcription coregulator activity; RNA polymerase binding.